AUGGCUUCGAUUGUGCGCCCUGCUCUUCUCCGGCAAACCGCCACGGCGGCCCGCAUGGCCCAGGCGGCCCCGAUCCGUUCCGCCUUUGUCAAGAAUUCGUCGAGAGUCGCCGCCUUCCACACAACCGCCAAGAGGGAUCUGCUGCCCGUCGGUCCUCGUACGUCUCAAUACCAUAUUCUUCUAUCAAUGCACGCAAAAACCAUUGCUAACUUCGUUCCUGCAGAGGUCAUUCAGGGUGGAGUGAACGACCCUGCCCCGGUUCCUCCCCCGAGUCCCGCCCACGGCUCCUACCACUGGAGCUUCGACCGCAUCCUCGCCGCCGGUCUCGUCCCCAUUACCAUUGCCCCCUUCGCCGCCGGCUCCCUGAACCCGACGACCGACGCCGUCCUCUGCGCCAUGAUCCUCAUCCACUCCCACACCGGCUUCCAGAACAUCAUCAUCGACUACGUCCCCACCAAGCACUACCCCAAGUCGCGUAAGGCGACCAUGUGGGGUCUGAACGUGGCCACCGCGCUAGUCGGCCUCGGCCUGUACGAGUUCGAGACCAGCGACGUUGGCGUCACCGAAGCUGUCGCCCGUUUGUGGAAGGCUUAA
Molecule: messenger RNA, 594 nt
Organism: Colletotrichum orchidophilum
Lineage: Eukaryota; Fungi; Ascomycota; Sordariomycetes; Glomerellales; Glomerellaceae
Product: CybS protein
Exons: 2
Coding region: 1-594 (197 amino acids)
Biological process (GO): mitochondrial electron transport, succinate to ubiquinone; tricarboxylic acid cycle
Cellular component (GO): membrane; mitochondrial envelope
Molecular function (GO): heme binding; ubiquinone binding
Source: RefSeq, a predicted model, not a curated record